Messenger RNA from Staurois parvus, 1776 nucleotides. The record is from the annotation of a GenBank genome assembly. Lineage: Eukaryota; Metazoa; Chordata; Amphibia; Anura; Ranidae.
AUGAAAAGUAAAGUGGAUACCAUUGUAAACUUUACAUACCAGCACAUCACCACUCAGCUGGAGGUUACCGUGUGGGCACCGCGCCUUCCAUUGCAAAUAGAAAUAUCUGACACUGAGCUGAGCCAGAUUAAAGGCUGGAGGAUUCCAGUCUCUGUUAAUAAAAGACCAACCAGAGAUAGUGAAGAUGAAGAAGAUGAUGAAAAGAAAGGGAGAGGGUGUUCCCUGCAAUACCAGCAUGCAAUGGUUCGAGUCUUCACUCAGUUUGUUGCAGAAUCUGCAGAUGUUGGCGGUCAGCUGAUACACAUGCUUGGUCCUGACUGGCAGUUUGAUAUCACUGACCUAGUGAGUGAUUUCAUGAAAGUUGAAGAACCAAAAAUAGCUACACUGGAAGCAGGGAAAGUUCUUGUUGGACGGGAUCAAGGAAUCACUACAGUCCAGGUUCUUUCUCCUUUGUCCGAUUCAAUCUUGGCUGAGAAAACGGUGACAGUACUGGAUGACCGGGUGGGAAUUGUAGAACUAGGAGUCCAACUUAUUACUGGCCUCUCUUUGGCUGUACAAGCCAGCAGGGGACACAAGCGAGCCAUCAUCACAGCUACCACAGCCAGUGAUAUUCUUCAUGACUUUAAACAGGAAGCAGUUAUGAGUGUUUGGAUCCUAUUCAGUGAUGGCUCAGUAACUCCACUGGACAUAUAUGAAAGCAAAGACUUCUCAAUUGUGGUGUCUUCACUGGAUGAGAUGGUGGUGUCCACAUAUCAGAAUCCUUUGUCUAACUGGCCUGUGGUGGUUGCAGAAGGAGAAGGACAGGGGCCUUUAAUAAAAUUAGAACUGGGGAUUAGUGAGACCUGCCAGAAGUCGAAGAGGAAAAGUAGUCUUGCUGUUGGCACUGGAACUAUCAAGGUUAAAUUUGGCCAAAAGGACUCUGAUCAAAAAGGAAAUAUGAAUGAAAUUCAAAACAUUGAUGAUGAUUUAAAGAAAAUCACAAGUAAAACUACUGAGAAAGCUGCAGAGCAGGAAAGGACAGCAAACGAGAGGCCAAAACCUGGAUCUGCUGUUGGUUCUGAGGAUAUUGUUAACAGAAACUCAACAUCUGAUUCUCCAUUAGAUUAUCAGAAGAACUAUAAUGAUGCCCAUAUUGUUCCUAUACCAUACACCAGUUUUCCUACACGAAUAGCCUCAGUCCAAAACCAGGAAAGCGAACUUGCACAGACUUCACGAGGUCUAACAGAUUUGGAAAUUGGCAUGUAUGCCCUUCUUUGUGUGUUUUGCCUUGCAAUACUAGUUUUCUUAAUUAAUUGUGUUGCUUUUGCAUGGAAAUAUAGACAUAAGAGGUUUCCUGUGGCUGAUCAAACCAACAUCCCUCAUUCCCAUGACUGGGUAUGGCUUGGGAAUGAGGUAGAAUUACUGGAAAACCAAGUAGAUAUGCCUCUUCCUGCAGAAGAAUGCACUACAAUGAUUGACCGAAGGUCACAAUUCGAGGAAAGCAACUUUCUUCUCAAUGGAGGUUCUCAAAAGAAUCCAUACAGUCAAAUUAUGAGGUCAUCUGAUUACACUUAUGAAAAAGAGGAACAAAAUGAGCCAUUAAACCCAGGGGGGUCAAAGAGAAAACGGGUAAAGUUCACAUCCUUUACAACUAUCUUGCCUGAAGAAGGUGGUCCAUAUACCAAUGCAGUCAUUUUUGGAAAUGAAGAAAAUAUCAAAUGGGUUUGCCAGGAUAUGAACAUUGGAGAUUCACGUGAACUUAGAGACUACAUGGAUAGUCUUCAGGACAACCUGUAA